Molecule: messenger RNA, 6531 nt
Organism: Hypanus sabinus (Atlantic stingray)
Lineage: Eukaryota; Metazoa; Chordata; Chondrichthyes; Myliobatiformes; Dasyatidae
Product: ribosome-binding protein 1-like
Exons: 4
Coding region: 410-1501 (363 amino acids)
Source: RefSeq, a predicted model, not a curated record
GGGAAGAGAUGGAGGAAGGUUUACAAGGACAGGGAAGCGCUGGAGGAAGGUUCACAAGGACAGGGAAGUGCUGGAGGAAGGUUCACAAGGACAGGGAAAUGCUGGAGGAAGGUUCACAAGGACAGGGAAGAGAUGGAGGAAGGUUUACAAGGACAGGGAAGUGCUGGAGGAAGGUUCACAAGGACAGGGAAGUGCUGGAGGAAGGUUCACAAGGACAGGGAAGUGCUGGAGGAAGGUUCACAAGGGCAGGGAAGAUGGAGGAAGGUUCACAAGGACAGGGAAGAGAUGGAGGAAGGUUUACAAGGACAGGGAAGCGCUGGAGGAAGGUUCACAAGGACAGGGAAGUGCUGGAGGAAGGUUCACAAGGACAGGGAAAUGCUGGAGGAAGGUUCACAAGGACAGGGAAGAGAUGGAGGAAGGUUUACAAGGACAGGGAAGUGCUGGAGGAAGGUUCACAAGGACAGGGAAGUGCUGGAGGAAGGUUCACAAGGACAGGGAAAUGCUGGAGGAAGGUUCACAAGGACAGGGAAGUGAUGGAAAUGUUCACAAGGACAGGGAAGAUGGAGGAAGGUUGACAAGGACAAGGAAGCACGGGAGGAAGGUUCACAAGGACAGGGAAGAUGGAGGAAGGUUGACAAGGACAGGGAAGCGCUGGAGGAAGUUCACAAGGACAGGGAAGCAGUGGAGGAAGGUUCACAAGGACAGGGAAGCGCUGGAGGAAGGUUCACAAGGUCAGGGAAGAUGGAGGAAGGUUCACAAGGACAGGGAAGUGCUGGAGGAAGGUUCACAAGGACAGGGAAGCGAUGGAAAAGUUCACAAGGACAGGGAAGUGAUGGAAAAGUUCACAAGGACAGGGAAGUGCUGGAGGAAGGUUCACAAGGACAGGGAAGAUGGAGGAAGGUUGACAAGGACAGGGAAGCGCUGGAGGAAGUUCACAAGGACAAGGAAGCGCUGGAGCAAGGUUCACAAGGACAGGGAAGAUGGAGGAAGGUUGACAAGGACAGGGAAGCGCUGGAGGAAGUUCACAAGGACAGGGAAGCGGUGGAGGAAGGUUCACAAGGACAGGGAAGCACUGGAGGAAGGUUCACAAGGACAGGGAAGUGCUGGAGGAAGGUUCACAAGGACAGGGAAGUGCUGGAGGAAGGUUCACAAGGGCAGGGAAGAUGGAGGAAGGUUCACAAGGACAGGGAAGAGAUGGAGGAAGGUUUACAAGGACAGGGAAGCGCUGGAGGAAGGUUCACAAGGACAGGGAAGUGCUGGAGGAAGGUUCACAAGGACAGGGAAAUGCUGGAGGAAGGUUCACAAGGACAGGGAAGAGAUGGAGGAAGGUUCACAAGGACAGGGAAGUGCUGGAGGAAGGUUCACAAGGACAGGGAAGCGAUGGAAAAGUUCACAAGGACAGGGAAGUGAUGGAAAAGUUCACAAGGACAGGGAAGUGCUGGAGGAAGGUUCACAAGGACAGGGAAGUGAUGGAGGAAGGUUCACAAGAACAGGGAAGUGAUGGAGGAAGGUUCACAAGGACAGGGAAGUGCUGGAGGAACGUUUACAAGGACAGGGAAGUGAUGGUAAAGUUCACAAGGACAGGGAAGUGAUGGAAAAGUUCACAAGGACAGGGAAGUGCUGGAGGAAGGUUCACAAGUACAGGGAAGUGAUGGAGGAAGGUUCACAAGGACAGGCAAGUGCUGGAGGAAGGUUGACAAGGACAGGGAAGCGCUGGAGGAAGUUCACAAGGACAGGGAAGCGGUGGAGGAAGGUUCACAAGGACAGGGAAGCGCUGGAGGAAGGUUCACAAGGACAGGGAGGAUGGAGGAAGGUUCACAAGGACAGGGAAGUGCUGGAGGAAGGUUCACAAGGACAGGGAAGCGAUGGAAAAGUUCACAAGGACAGGGAAGUGAUGGAAAAGUUCACAAGGACAGGGAAGUGAUGGAAAAGUUCAGAAGGACAGGGAAGUGAUGGAAAAGUUCACAAGGACAGGGAAGUGCUGGAGGAAGGAUUACAAGGACUGGGAAGUGCUGGAGAAAGGUUUACAAGGACAGGGUAGUGAUGGAAGAAGGUUGACAAGGACAGGGAAGCGCUGGGGGAAGUUCACAAGGACAGGGAAGUGAUGGAUGAAGGUUUACAAGGACAGCGAAGAUGGAGGAAGGUUCACAUGGACAUGGAAGUGAUGGAAAAGUUCACAAGGACAGGGAAGUGAUGGAGAAAGGUUCAGAAGGACGGGGAAGUGAUGGAAAAGUUCACAAGGACAGAGAAGUGAUGGAGGAAGGUUCACGAGUACAGCGAAGUGAUGGAGGAAGGUUCACAAGGACAGGGAAGCGAAGGAAAAGUUCACAAGGACAGGGAAGUGAUGGAAAAGUUCACAAGGACAGGGAAGUGCUGGAGGAAGGUUCACAAGGACAGGGAAGUGCUGGAGGAAGGUUCACAAGGACAGGGAAGCGCUGGAGGACGGUUCACAAGGACAGGGAAGAUGGAGGAAGGUUCACAAGGACAGGGAUGUGAUGGAGGAAGGUUUACAAGGACAGGGAAGCGCUGGAGGAAGGUUCACAAGGACAGGGAAGUGCUGGAGGAAGGUUCACAAGGACAGGGAAAUGCUGGAGGAAGGUUCACAAGGACAGGGAAGUGAUGGAGGAAGGUUUACAAGGACAGGGAAGUGCUGGUGGAAGGUUCUCAAGGACUGGGAAGUGCUGGAGGAAGGUUCACAAGGACAGGGAAAUGCUGGAGGAAGGUUCACAAGGACAGGGAAGUGAUGGAAAAGUUCAUAAGGAUGGAAGUGAUGGAAAUUUCACAAGGACAGGGAAGUGCUGGAGGGAGGUUCACAAGGACAGGGAAGUGAUGGAAAAGUUCACAAGGACAGGGAAGAUGGAGGAAGGUUGACAAGGACAAGGAAGCGCUGGAGCAAGGUUCACAAGGACAGGGAAGAUGGAGGAAGGUUGACAAGGACAGGGAAGCGCUGGAGGAAGUUCACAAGGACAGGGAAGCGGUGGAGGAAGGUUCACAAGGACAGGGAAGCGGUGGAGGAAGGUUCACAAGGACAGGAAAGCUCUGGCGGAAGGUUCACAAGGACAGGGAAGAUGGAGGAAGGUUCACAAGGACAGGGAAGUGCUGGAGGAAGGUUCACUAGGACAGGGAAGUGCUGGAGGAACGUUUACAAGGACAGGGAAGUGAUGGUAAAGUUCACAAGGACAGGGAAGUGAUGGAAAAGUUCACAAGGACAGGGAAGUGCUGGAGGAAGGUUCACAAGGACAGGGAAGUGAUGGAAAAGUUUACAAGGACAGGGAAGCGCUGGAGGAAGUUCACAAGGAAAGGGAAGAGCUGGAGGAAGUUUCACAAGGACAGGGAAGUGAUGGAGAAGUUCACAAAGACAGGGAAGCACUGGAGGAAGGUUCACAAGGACAGGGAAGUGAUGGAAAAGUUCAGAAGGACAGGGAAGUGAUGGAAAAGUUCACAAGGACAGGGAAGUGCUGGAGGAAGGUUUACAAGGACUGGGAAGUGCUGGAGAAGGGUUUACAAGGACAGGGUUGUGAUGGAAGAAGGUUGACAAGGACAGGGAAGCGCUGGGGGAAGUUCACAAGUACAGGGAAGUGAUGGAUGAAGGUUUACAAGGACAGCGAAGAUGGAGGAAGGUUCACAAGGACAGGGAAGUGAUGGAAAAGUUCACAAGGACAGGGAAGUGAUGGAGAAAGGUUCAGAAGGACAGGGAAGUGAUGGAGAAGUUCACAAGGACAGAGAAGUGAUGGAGCAAGGUUUACAAGGACAGGGAAGUGCUGGAGGAAGGUUUACAAGGACAGGGAAGAUGGAGGAAGGUUCACAAGGACAGGGAAAUGCUGGAGGAAGGUUCACAAGGACAGGGAAGAGAUGGAGGAAGGUUUACAAGGACAGGGAAGUGCUGGAGGAAGGUUCACAAGGACAGGGAAGUGCUGGAGGAAGGUUCACAAGGACAGGGAAAUGCUGGAGGAAGGUUCACAAGGACAGGGAAGUGAUGGAAAAGUUCACAAGGACAGGGAAGAUGGAGGAAGGUUGACAAGGACAAGGAAGCGCUGGAGGAAGGUUCACAAGGACAGGGAAGAUUGAGGAAGGUUGACAAGGACAGGGAAGCACUGGAGGAAGUUCACAAGGACAGGGAAGCGGUGGAGGAAGGUUCACAAGGACAGGGAAGUGAUGGAAAAGUUCACAAGGACAGGGAAGAGAUGGAGAAAGGUUCAGAAAUACGGGGAAGUGAUGGAAAAGUUCACAAGGACGGAGAAGUGAUGGAGGAAGGUUCACAAGUACAGGGAAGUGAUGGAGGAAGGUUCACAAGGACAGGCAAGUGCUGGAGGAAGGUUGACAAGGACAGGGAAGCGCUGGAGGAAGUUCACAAGGACAGGGAAGCGGUGGAGGAAGGUUCACAAGGACAGGGAAGCGCUGGAGGAAGGUUCACAAGGACAGGGAGGAUGGAGGAAGGUUCACAAGGACAGGGAAGCGAUGGAAAAGUUCACAAGGACAGGGAAGUGAUGGAAAAGUUCACAAGGACAGGGAAGUGAUGGAAAAGUUCAGAAGGACAGGGAAGUGAUGGAAAAGUUCACAAGGACAGGGAAGUGCUGGAGGAAGGAUUACAAGGACUGGGAAGUGCUGGAGAAAGGUUUACAAGGACAGGGUAGUGAUGGAAGAAGGUUGACAAGGACAGGGAAGCGCUGGGGGAAGUUCACAAGGACAGGGAAGUGAUGGAUGAAGGUUUACAAGGACAGCGAAGAUGGAGGAAGGUUCACAAGGACAUGGAAGUGAUGGAAAAGUUCACAAGGACAGGGAAGUGAUGGAGAAAGGUUCAGAAGGACGGGGAAGUGAUGGAAAAGUUCACAAGGACAGAGAAGUGAUGGAGGAAGUUUCACAAGUACAGCGAAGUGAUGGAGGAAGGUUCACAAGGACAGGGAAGCGAAGGAAAAGUUCACAAGGACAGGGAAGUGAUGGAAAAGUUCACAAGGACAGGGAAGUGCUGGAGGAAGGUUCACAAGGACAGGGAAGUGAUGGAGGAAGGUUCACAAGGACAGGGAAGUGCUGGAGGAACGUUUACAAGGACAGGGAAGUGAUGGUAAAGUUCACAAGGACAGGGAAGUGAUGGAAAAGUUCACAAGGACAGGGAAGUGCUGGAGGAAGGUUCACAAGGACAGGGAAGUGAUGGAAAAGUUCACUAGGACAGGGAAGCGCUGGAGGAAGUUCACAAGGAAAGGGAAGAGCUGGAGGAAGGUUCACAAGGACAGGGAAGUGAUGGAAAAGUUCACAAAGACAGGGAAGCACUGGAGGAAGGUUCACAAGGACAGGGAAGUGAUGGAAGAAGGUUGACAAGGACAGUGAAGAUGGAGGAAGGUUCACAAGGACAGGGAAGUGAUGGAAAAGUUCACAAGAACAGGGAAGUGAUGCAGAAAGGUUCAGAAGGACAGGGAAGUGAUGGAAAAUUUCACAAGGACAGAGAAGUGAUGGAGCAAGGUUUACAAGGACAGGGAAGUGCUGGAGGAAGGUUUACAAGGACAGGGAAGAUGGAGGAAGGUUCACAAGGACAGGGAAGUGAUGGAGGAAGGUUCAUAAGCUCAGGGAAGAUGGAGGAAUGUUCACAAGGACAGAGAAGUGCUGGAGGAAGGUUCACAUGGUCAGGGAAGAUGGAGGAAGGUUCACAAGGACAGGGAAGAUGGAGGAAGUUUCACAAGGACAGAGAAGUGCUGGAGGAAGGUUCACAAGGACAGGGAAGUGCUGGAGGAAGGUUCACAAGGACAGGGAAGCGCUGGAGGAAGGUUCACAAGGACAGGGAAGAUGGAGGAAGGUUCACAAGGACAGGGAUGUGAUGGAGGAAGGUUUACAAGGACAGGGAAGCGCUGGAGGAAGGUUCACAAGGACAGGGAAGUGCUGGAGGAAGGUUCACAAGGACAGGGAAAUGCUGGAGGAAGGUUCACAAGGACAGGGAAGUGAUGGAGGAAGGUUUACAAGGACAGGGAAGUGCUGGUGGAAGGUUCUCAAGGACAGGGAAGUGCUGGAGGAAGGUUCACAAGGACAGGGAAGAUGGAGGAAGUUUCACAAGGACAGAGAAGUGCUGGAGGAAGGUUCACAAGGACAGGGAAGUGCUGGAGGAAGGUUCACAAGGACAGGGAAGCGCUGGAGGAAGGUUCACAAGGACAGGGAAGAUGGAGGAAGGUUCACAAGGACAGGGAUGUGAUGGAGGAAGGUUUACAAGGACAGGGAAGCGCUGGAGGAAGGUUCACAAGGACAGGGAAGUGCUGGAGGAAGGUUCACAAGGACAGGGAAAUGCUGGAGGAAGGUUCACAAGGACAGGGAAGUGAUGGAGGAAGGUUUACAAGGACAGGGAAGUGCUGGUGGAAGGUUCUCAAGGACAGGGAAGUGCUGGAGGAAGGUUCACAAGGACAGGGAAAUGCUGGAGGAAGGUUCACAAGGACAGGGAAGUGAUGGAAAAGUUCAUAAGGAUGGAAGUGAUGGAAAUUUCACAAGGACAGGGAAGUGCUGGAGGGAGGUUCACAAGGACAGGGAAGUGAUGGAAAAGUUCACAAGGAC